Molecule: messenger RNA, 765 nt
Organism: Scutellospora calospora
Lineage: Eukaryota; Fungi; Glomeromycota; Glomeromycetes; Diversisporales; Gigasporaceae
Source: the annotation of a GenBank genome assembly
CGGAAAAAUUUAACAAAUGAACUUCCAAAACUGUAUGAGCGAGCCUUUGAUACUGCUAACCAGGCCGUCAAUGAAGAUAGAAACGGAAAUAAAGAAAAAGCUAAGAGGCAUUACUUAGAAGUAGUUAAUAUAUUUGGGUCUAUAGUUCAAAUUGAACCUGAUCAAGUCAAGAGAAAUAAGAUAUUGACAAAAUGCCAUGAGUAUAGGAUGCGUAUUGAGCAACUAGGCGGCGAAUCGACAUUAGACAGCCUUCUAAAACAAGCACAGACAAUUCAAAAUCAAGCUAAAUUACAAGAUGAACAAAAAAAUUACAUAGAGGCUUUGACUUUAUAUACAAAAGCUGCAGAAAUUUUCAUAGAGGCUAUCAAAGAAACCAAGGACGCAUCACGCAAUAAACAAUUAACUACCGAAGUAAAGCAAUUGUUUGAUAGGGCUGAAGAAUUGAAAGGGUUGCCAACAAGGAGGACGUUAUUAGCUGUACAAUCGGCAAAUCAUGGGACGAAAAUCACUUCUUCGUGUAAACUUACGCAAAAAGAGAUUGAUAUACUUAAACAUACAUCCUUCAUUAAUGAAAGACGUUUUCUGCCAUGGCUGGAAACUGAUUUAAAUGAAGAAUUUAAAUAUGAAAAACCAUUUGUAGAUCUGGAUGGUCCAUUAUCAUUAUCAAUUAAACAGAAAGAGAACUUUGGAGCAUGGAGGCGACCACAUCAAAUUAUGGAAAACCCGAAAAUGAUUGUUAGGAUUUCAAGUUCUACUAUUAAACAG